UGCAGUUAUGUUCGUAUUGUCGAUUUAGUAUAUUAUAAUAUUAUUUUUUUCAUCUCGAAUAAGUGACUGUUAACAAUUUUCGAGAUAGAUAACAGCAGCUGUCCGCGUGUGCGUGUGAGAGUGUGUGCCAUUGUACUGUUAUUCUUAUUCUUAUUAUUAUUAUUAUCAUCAUCAUCAUCACUAUCAUCGUCGUCGUCGUCGACCGUCGUAAGUGGCUCACACGGACGCGCUACGCCGUUCGACGACAAUAACUAAAACAUUUCAAAAUCGCCUUUAAACAAUCGUUAUUACUCCGUAUUGCUGGUGGCUGUAUAUACGCACAAGACCCCUAUCGCAUUCCAACGACGAUAAAGAUAACACGACCAGGAUUCGGUUUAGUUUUCAAAACACUAUGAUGCAGGUGGACAAGUAUGAAUUUUGAUGCCGAAACCUCGCAGCCAACAUGGAAAUUAUGGGGUGAAGAAAGAGAAGAAGGUGCUAUUUAUACAAUUUAUUUAAAAAAAGUGCGGUAUCAAAAUCCUACAAAAACUUUACUGUUGGAAUCUGAUGAUGAACGAUCACAUUUAGAAUGGGAAACGAUUAGAGUAAAGUUCAUUAAAGCUGGAACGAUAGAAAAAUUGGUUAAUAGCUUAGCAUCAGACGAUGGUGAAUUAGAAUCUACAUUUGUGAAUAUAUUUCUUGCCACUUAUAGAACUUUUGCAUCACCUCAUCAUGUUUUGUCAUUGUUAAUUGAAAGGUAUGAGUAUUUAGUAAACAACAAAGAAGCUUUAUCGGAAUCAAUGAUCGAUCCACAUAAAAAGACUGUUGUAUCUGCAUUACAUGUGUGGUUGGAUUCAUAUCCUGAAGACUUUCGUGAUCCACCUUUACAUACUUGUUUACGAUGUUUACAUUCCUUUACUUUUACUUAUUUGCCAAAAACUGAACUUCACAUAAAAGCAACAUAUAGACUUGAAAGAUUUCUUAAAGAAUGUAAACAAUCAGAUGCUACAACAUUUAUUAGUGAUGAUUAUGACUUAGUUAUUGCUAAUUCUCCACAUUCUCCUUACAAUUUUCCUAACAUAGCAGAAAGACAUUUUGCUGAGCAGUUAACUCGAAUGGAUCGUGAUGUUUUAAGAAAUAUGGUUGCUCACCAAUGUUUAGGUGCAGUUUGGUCUAAAAAUAAAAGAGCAGGGUCUGCACCCACAGUCCUUGCUACAAUUGAUCAAUUCAAUGCUGUAUCACUUAGAGUUAUCAGCACUGUUAUAUUAGCAAUCAAUUCAGAUAGACCACAUGUUAUUGAAACUUGGAUUGACAUUGCUCAAGAAUUAAGAGUGCUCAAGAAUUUUUCCUCAUUAAAAGCUAUAAUAUCUGGUUUACAAUCCAAUUCUGUGUUUAGGUUAAAGAAAACUUGGCAUUCUGUUCCUCGAGAUAAGGUGGAAUUGUUUCAAGAACUAGCAAGAAUAUUUAGUGAAGAAAAUAAUCAAUGGGCGCAACGAAAGUUAUUAAUAAGAGAAGGUACAGCAAAAUUUGCUGACACAUUUGGACACAAUGAUAGACAUUUACAAAAAAUUAUUCAAAAGCAACAAAGUACAAUGAGUAAAUUAAACAUUGGAACUAUACCAUACUUGGGGACAUUUCUGACUGAUUUGACUAUGAUUGAUGCUGCAACUCCCGAUCUCUUGCCUGAUGGUCUAAUUAAUUUUGAUAAAAAAAGAAAAGAGUUUGAAGUAUUAGCUCAAAUUAAGCUUCUUCAAGGAGCAGCAAAUUCAUAUAACAUACCUGAGGAUUCAGUAUUUGAUCAAUGGUUUCAUUCCAUUUUAGUUUUGGAUGAUAGAGAGGCGUUUAGAAUUUCUUGUCAAAUAGAACCAUCAGAUAAUAUACACUCGUCAUGUGCAAAUUCAAUAAUAGGAACUGGAAAAAAACAAAAGUAUAUCAAUUAUGAACAUAAAAAAAAUGAUUCAAUUUCUAGUAAUUGCAGCAGCAAAAGUUUAUAUGGACUAUCCGAUGAUGGUUUGCACUCACCGAAUAACUCUUUAGAUAAACAGGAUUCAUUACUUGACCUAUCUUCUUCAUCGAGUAGCUAUUCGUUACAAUCUUUUGACAUGUCUCUAAAUGGAAGCAAUAACACUAAUAUUAUAGUUAAAAAUAGUGUCAAUAAUUCAACGUUUAAUACUUCGUCUGAUUUUUAUAUUAUUCGGAUAACAGUUGAUGCUGAAAACGUUGAGACUGACGGAGUUGUGUUAUACAAAAGUAUUAUGUUAAGUAACAAUGAACGAACACCACAAGUUAUUAGAAAUGCUAUGCUGAAAUUUUGUAUUGACGAUGAUCCAGAAAACUAUACUCUAUCUCAAGUUUUACCUGAUAAAGAAAUGAUUUUACCAAUGACAGCCAAUGUGUAUUAUGCAGUAAAUACAGAAUAUGAUUUAAAUUUUUUGUUACGGAAAAAGACAUGGAAAAACAACACAAUUCCUAAAAAAUAAAUUAUUUCUAAUAAUGAAUUUAUGUUAUUAUGUAUAAUUAAGUUUAAU
This is a messenger RNA of Melanaphis sacchari, 2507 nucleotides long. It is a transcript of the gene Rgl, whose product is annotated as ral guanine nucleotide dissociation stimulator-like 1. The coding region runs from base 411 to 2459 and encodes 682 amino acids. Gene Ontology annotation, biological process: Ras protein signal transduction; positive regulation of GTPase activity. The record is from RefSeq and is a predicted model, not a curated record. Gene Ontology annotation, molecular function: guanyl-nucleotide exchange factor activity. The transcript has 15 exons. NCBI's taxonomy places the organism in Eukaryota, Metazoa, Arthropoda, Insecta, Hemiptera, Aphididae. Gene Ontology annotation, cellular component: plasma membrane.